Funneliformis mosseae is the source of this 1329-nucleotide messenger RNA. The record is from the annotation of a GenBank genome assembly. NCBI's taxonomy places the organism in Eukaryota, Fungi, Glomeromycota, Glomeromycetes, Glomerales, Glomeraceae.
AUGUUAAAUAAAGAAAAAUCGCGUCCAGGACGAACGUUUCGACAUAGACAACGUCGACGCAAAGUUAACGAAAAACAACAAAAAGCCAAAAAAAUUAUUCAGGAAGAUAAUUGGACUAAUUUUCGAGAAUGGUUAAAAAGAAAAGGAUUUCCAAAAACGAAUUUGACUUUAGCUGAGUUUCAAGAUACGGGAAGAGGAAUGAUGGCAACGAGAAAUAUUAGUGCUGGUGAAAUUAUAAUAUCUGUUCCGAAAAAGUUUUUAUUAACUCAUGAUAGCUUGAGAGAUCAAUAUUAUCGGCACCCAAUGAAGUUCUCCGCACACCAGUUUAUAGCCUUAUAUUUAAUUUUGGAAUAUAAGAAAGGAACACAAAGUAAUAUUUAUCCGUAUAUCGAUAUGUUGCCAAAGGAUUUUGACAAUAUGCCACUAACUUACGGCAAAGAAAUUUUCGAUUUAUUGCCAUAUAAUGUCAAAGUGGACGUGGAAUCUCAAAGAGCGAAGUUUGAACGUGAUUAUACAGGCAUCAAAAAAUUCCUUGAUGGUAAACCAGAUGUUCAGUCAAAGAUUUCACGCGAAGAUUAUUUAUGGGGUUGGCUUUGUGUUAAUACACGAUGUAUUUACCUCGAAACAAAGAGUUCGUAUGAUGUAAAAGAUCAUAUUGCAAUUGCUCCUUUUUUAGAUUUUUUAAAUCAUUCACAUGAGUCAAAGAUCAAGGGCGAAUUUAAUCAUAUGACACAGUGUUAUGAAAUCACCACUUUGACCCCUUAUAAAAAGGGAAAUCAGGUUUUUAUUAACUAUGGACCUCAUGACAAUUUUUUUAUAUUAAUGGAAUAUGGUUUUGUUAUUCCAAAUAAUCCUUAUAAUUAUGUAUCGCUUGACAAAGAAUUCUUUGAAAUUUCUUUUCCUGGAGAGUCGGAACUCAUCAGACAAGAAAAACUUGAUUUGUUAUUUCAUAAUGGCUUUUACGGUGAUUAUUGUUUACGCAUAUCUGAGAUUUCAUUUAGAUUAUUGACAGCUUUGCGUUUGCGUGUCUUACAACGAUUUGAUGACUCGGUAUUAGAAACGCAAGGCAUUGUACGAAAAUGGAAAAACACUAUUACAGGAUUAACGGAGAUUAUUAAUCCGGAAAAUGAAAGAUUAAUGUAUUUUUAUCUUAAAUUAAUAUGUGAGAAUUCUUUGUUAAAAUCUGAAACUGUUUUGGAGGCUUUGAAAGUAUUUGAAGGGACAAAUGUUUCUUUGUCACACACCAAACUACUUUGGUUAGAAUCAAUUACCAUUUUGCGUUCCGUGAUCAGUAUUAUACAAGAUUUUCAGCAGGAAAUCUUUAUGUAG